Messenger RNA from Magnolia sinica, 823 nucleotides. RefSeq lists its product as uncharacterized. Gene Ontology annotation, cellular component: CCR4-NOT core complex; P-body. Gene Ontology annotation, biological process: nuclear-transcribed mRNA catabolic process, deadenylation-dependent decay. NCBI's taxonomy places the organism in Eukaryota, Viridiplantae, Streptophyta, Magnoliopsida, Magnoliales, Magnoliaceae. Bases 297 to 590 code for a protein of 97 amino acids. The record is from RefSeq and is a predicted model, not a curated record. The transcript has 4 exons. Gene Ontology annotation, molecular function: molecular adaptor activity.
ACAAGAUUGGCAAUGUGGUUUUCUAUCAUUGUGCUUUGUUUACUGCUUGUUCAAUCUCAUGAUUCCAGGUUCCCAUCUUACCCUUAUGUUAGUCAUACUCAACGUUUCAUAAACUUGACAUGCAAUGGUCCAUGGCCAUGGUUCAAAUUAUUAAUUGGUUGAAUGUGACAUGGGCAAAGUACUUUAAUGAGGUUUUAUUGGAAGUGUCCAAGAUAAUUAAUUGGUUGAAUGUGACAUGCAAUGGUCUAUGGCCAUAGAAUUCAAAGGUGUGCAAAUUUCAGAAUGUAGAGGUGUUCAUGUUAUAUAUCUUGGCAUACUGUAUAGAAUUUAGAUCACACGUGAUGCAUUUUUUCUUCAUUCUAUAUUACCAAGUUAGUUGUAACUGUAGGUUUGUGCCAUCAAAGUUCCUGGUUUUGGAGAAGACAGGAGCAAACUUGCAAGAUCUAGCCAUUCUUACAAUAGGAGAGGUUAUCUCUGAAGAUCAUGGCAUGAACAUGCUUACCUCCAAACCAAGAGUCCAUGAAACUUUGAGGAAGCGCGAUCUUACAAAAGCUCUUGUAAUGAAAGAGCUGGUGUGGUUUGUGCCAUGAUUAGAAGCUUACAAUAGCAUUCAAAAAUGACAUUUCUGCAUAGUAAGCAAAUGAAGAAACAUAUUACAAUCUGAUCUUUCUUCUAUCAAUUCUAUUAAUUGAUAAUGCAUACAUAAACUCCAAUACUUCUAUCUUCAAUGCAUGUAGACCGUUACAGUCUAAAGCUGCUGAAAUUUAAUGUCAUCUCAGGCCUCACCAUUGCAAGCCUGUCAAUCCCACAGGUACUUUCUUUU